ACUACACACAGAUAGAGACGCAGAUGCAGACAAACGCAAACUGAGUGAUUUUCUACACAUCCAAACGCUCUUUAUACAUCAAAACGAUAAUACUCUUUUUUAAUUUUCUACUUGUUUCUUAUUACAAAAUUAAGGUUUUUGAAGGCGGCCCUCUCUCUUCUUUAAUCUAUCAGGAGGGAAGGCCAUGGGAGUCCUUUGAACCAUAAAGGACAGACUAGUUGCUGUUGUUAAUUGUAGUUGCUUUAUUCUUUUAAUUAGUGUCUUAGAUAUGGGUAGUAAGGGUGAUGGGAUAUUGGGAAGAAUGGCAAGGAACAGAUCAAGGAGUGCUUACCACUUUUCUCUGCUCCUCUCUCCUAUCAUUUCUUUUUGGGAAUGUAUUGAGCGUAAAAUGAGGUAUUCCUUCAGGCCCGAGUGGGUGUAGAUACAGGCAUCAUUACUAUAAAAAUUAUAUUAGUUUCCAAUUUGGGAAUUUAGUAUGCUAAUAGAAAGUAAAUAACAAAUUUUUUUUUUUUUUUUUUUUUUUAAAAAAAGAAAAAAAAAAAAAAAAAAAUUUUUUUUUUUUUUUUUUUUUUUAGAAAAAGGAAACAUAUAGGUAAACUGAUAAUGUAUACAUCUUAGGAAUUGAAAAAACGUAGAAAGAAAACCAAGAAAAGAAGUUAAAUACGAGACAUGAAUGAGUGUGCAAAAGUACAUACUGAUAUUAGAAAAGCUAAAAAGAAGCAGGUGAAGGACGAGCUAGAUCGUAUUAAACAAGCUGAGAAAAAAAAGAGGCGCUUGGAGAAGGCCUUGGCCACUUCUGCAGCAAUUCGUUCCGAACUCGAGAAAAAGAAGCAGAAAAAGAAAGAAGAACAGCAGAGGCUGGAUGAAGAAGGUGCCGCAAUAGCUGAGGCAGUUGCAAUGCAUGUCCUGCUUGGUGAAGAUUCAGAGGAUUCACGUCAUGUACGUCAUGUUAUGCUGAAGAAGGACGAGGGGUUUACCUCGUGGGAUCAUUGCAGCAACUUUGAUCUCAUUAUGGGGGGAAGGCAGGGACUAGUUCCUGAUCAUGAAUUGUCAAAAUAUUCGCUAGAAGGGAUAGGUUGGUUUUCUGAUGCUCAGAGAUAUGGGUACAUGUGGAGUCAUCAUGGGAAUUCUGACUGGAUCGUCUCUUCUAAUCCUCGGGAAAGAGAUUUCAAUGGGCAAUAUUUUGAAGAGGAAGGUUGGGAUGCUGCAGGAUUAUCUCCUGGUGUCCUUGCAGCACAGGCUGUUUCAUCACUUCAAAUUGCUGAUGAUUCACAUAUAGACACAUACGUGUUCAACCAUAUGUUAAAUCGCUAAAUUUAACGGUUUGUCUGUCUUAUGAUCACGUUGUCGUGUUAUGUUUUUUCCAUAUAUACUUCAGUGAGCUAACUUUAUUGGAUGCCACGCUUGUAUCGUCACAAGACAUUUGUUCAGUUUGAUCUUCUGGUUGUUUCUUCUUGCAUCCUCA
Molecule: messenger RNA, 1465 nt
Organism: Olea europaea var. sylvestris
Lineage: Eukaryota; Viridiplantae; Streptophyta; Magnoliopsida; Lamiales; Oleaceae
Exons: 2
Coding region: 670-1314 (214 amino acids)
Source: RefSeq, a predicted model, not a curated record